Molecule: messenger RNA, 309 nt
Organism: Linderina pennispora
Lineage: Eukaryota; Fungi; Kickxellomycota; Kickxellomycetes; Kickxellales; Kickxellaceae
Product: DUF1620-domain-containing protein
Exons: 1
Biological process (GO): protein folding in endoplasmic reticulum
Cellular component (GO): EMC complex
Source: RefSeq, a predicted model, not a curated record
GAAGAAGCCGAGGGCCUGGUGCCGUAUGGCCCGGUUCUGCCGAUGGACCCGAAGCGCGUCUUGUCGUACUCGCACAGCGUGGCAGGUAUCCGGGCCAUCCGCGCUGCGCCAACGCACCUCGAGAGCACGUCGCUGGUGGCCGCAUAUGGCCUGGACCUGUUCUUCACGCGCACCAGCCCGUCGGGCACCUUUGACCAGCUGUCGCCGUCGUUCAGCAAGACCAACCUGAUUGUGACCAUCCUGGCUCUGACUAUCGGCUGCGUUGUUGGUGGGCCGCUGGUCCGCCGCAAGGUCACCAAGCAAGCGUGG